Phoenix dactylifera (date palm) is the source of this 2715-nucleotide messenger RNA. RefSeq names its product HAD-superfamily hydrolase, subfamily IG, 5'-nucleotidase. Gene Ontology annotation, molecular function: 5'-nucleotidase activity. The record is from RefSeq and is a predicted model, not a curated record. NCBI's taxonomy places the organism in Eukaryota, Viridiplantae, Streptophyta, Magnoliopsida, Arecales, Arecaceae.
CGAAGAAUAUGACCUAUAACCCGGGCCGCCUGCGGUCGCUCCCUUCUCCAUCACUUCAGCCCCAGGGUCACUCUCCUUUCCCGAACUUCCCUGCACAUCCGUCAACCAAAAAAUCCGGAAAAAGAAUGUUGGAUUCUAUCGAGCUCUUCGGUGGUUCUUGCCUGCGGAGGCCUCAAAAUCUCGUCUCGACACCGGCUCGUAUCAAGAACGUUGCCACUAGGCCCAUGGCUAUUCUGGGAUUUCCUGGUUUUAACUCGGGGAAGAGCGGGGCGCUCUUCUGCAGAGCCCUCGACGCGAAGGCGGUGGAAGGGGAGGUGUUCUCGGUGACGUCGUCGAGCAAGUCGGAUGUGGAUUACCUUGGUGAGAGCACCAAAGGGGAUUUGAAUGUCAAGCAAGAACACCUGGAGGCAUUCGGGUUGGAUGGUCAGGCAGCCUUGGAUGGCCCGAUUGAAGAGAUAGCCAGGAUAGAAGCCAAAGAAGCAGAGACAUUACUUACCGAGUUGGGAAUUGCGGAUCCUUUUUCGUUAAGACAUUCUCCUCGUGGUAUAUUCUGUAGCAGGACUCUAAAUCUCCGGUCAAUCAGUGCCAUUGGUUAUGACAUGGACUAUACAUUGGUACACUAUAAUGUAAUGGCCUGGGAAGGGCGAGCAUAUGAUUAUGGAAUGGCCAACCUUAGGAGCAUGGGUUUUCCAGUAGAUGGCCUUGAGUUUGAUCCUGAUUUGGUCAUUAGAGGUCUUGUCAUGGACAAAGAAAGAGGAAACUUAGUUAAGGCCGAUAGAUUUGGAUAUGUGAAGAGGGCCAUGCAUGGUACCAAAAUGCUUUCUACUCGAGCUGUCAGUGAGAUUUAUGGAAGAGAACUGGUUGAUCUGCGAAAUGAAGGUCAAUGGGAGUUCCUUAACACCCUUUUCUCUGUUUCAGAAGCUGUGAUGUUCAUGCAGAUGGUUGACAGAUUGGAUGAAGGAGCAGUGCGGACAGAACUUGGGCCACUUGAUUAUAAGGGGCUCUUCAAGGCUGUCUCAAAAGCACUCUUCAGAGCACAUGUUGAAGGUCAACUUAAGAGCGAGAUAAUGACUGAACCGGAACGAUUUGUAGAGCCUGAUCCGGAACUACCUCUGGCUCUGUUGGAUCAAAAGGAGGCUGGUAAACGAUUGCUAUUAAUUACCAACUCCGACUACCAUUACACAAAUAAAAUGAUGCAUCAUGCCUUCAAUAAAUUUCUUCCUAAUGACAUGGGAUGGCGAGAACUUUUUGACAUGGUCAUAGUUUCUGCAAGCAAGCCAGAGUUUUUCCAAAUGUCACACCCAUUGUAUGAGGUUGUCACAAGCGAUGGAUUAAUGCGCCCAUGUUUUAAAGCACGUUCAGGGGGCCUGUACUCUGGUGGGAGUGCUCAGAUGGUAGAGAAAUCCCUUGACAUUCAUGGUGAUGAAAUCUUAUAUGUUGGUGACCAUAUAUUCACGGAUGUAAGCCAAUCCAAAGUUCAUUUGCGAUGGCGGACAGCAUUGAUCUGUCGCGAAUUGGAAGAUGAGUUUAAUGCACUGAUCCAUAGUCAAAGCUGCAGAGCAGCACUAAUAACGCUUGUACAACAAAAGGAAGUUGUAGGAGAUUUAUUUAAUCAGCUACGUCUUGCCCUACAACGACGAACUAAAGGCCGCCCAGCUCAGACUCUUUCUGCAACUAAUAUGGAUGAACAAGAACUAACAGAGAGCAUGCAAAAGCUGCUUAUUGUUAUGCAAAGAUUAGACCAGAAAAUUGCACCAAUGUUAGAAGCAGAUGGGGAACUCUUCAAUAGAAGAUGGGGUUAUCUCUCACGUGCUGGCUUGUGGGAUAAAAGCCACCUUACUAAACAAAUUGAAAAGUAUGCUGAUAUCUAUACAUCAAGGGUUUCAAAUUUCCUACAUUAUACACCAUUCAUGUAUUUCCGUUCACAAGAACAGAUGCUUGCACAUGAUUCACACUCAUAUUCUUCUAGAGACGUUAAUGGAGUUGCACUUGAUGACAUGCAGUAAUCUCCUUUGUUGUCAAACCUUCAGAUUUUGCAUCAUAUUCAAUUGACAGGGUAUGCAAUGCUGGAUGCUGAUGAGAUGAAUCUUCUUCCCGAAAGAAGGAUCCAAUGAUCAUUGAUUUUAUUUAAUUCCAAAGAGGGAUACUUGAAGAUAGAGAUGCAGUGUUACAUUAUUAUUUUCGAGAGAAGGUAAGGGAGACCCAACUGCAUUAUAAUCAUCCAAGUUUAUAUUUUUGGGAGUGCACCAAUGAAUAAUAGUGUCCAAAAUCUCUGGUCGUGAGCUUGUGGACAAGCCUCAAUUCAUGGCAUCACAUCAUUGUUGCCAUUUCUCUUUUCAUCUUUUGCAUACCAAUCAAUAUCAAUGUGAUAUCAAGAUCAUGGUGCUUGUUUAUUGAUUGCAGAGUUGAAAGACUGAUCUCCCAAGAUUUUUUUUUAAACAGUAUUAAAAAGCUCUAUUGUCAAAUGAGUGUUAUGUGUAUUUUCCUUUCCAAAAGUAUAACCUAUUGUGAGUUGCUCUCUGAUUUGAAACUGAAGAGCCUUAAACUUUUUAGUGGAUUCUAAUGUCUGAUAGCAAGGACUCAAGUGCUGAUACAAGUUAUUGCAAAACAUGUGAAACAUGAAUUCCCAUGCUGGCACGAACAUUGUUACUUGAAUCCUUGCCUAAUAAACGUCUCAUUCUAUAAUAACAGCAUUUUUUAUUGGUUAUUUAGCAA